AUGGCCGACAAACCCUCCAUCUACGUUGACGAGGAGAAGGGCCUCGACGCCGAAUCCGCCACCGGCACCGAGCAGUCCCCCUACAAGUCUGUCCAGCACGCUUUCCUCCAACAUGGCGACAGCGCCCAAUACCAAGUCCGCAAGAGCGCCGAAGAGCCCGAAUGGAAGCCCGCCGCAAAGGCCGCCCUGAAGAAGGCCGCCAACUACGCCGACGCCCAGAAGAAGAAGGCCGCAAAGGAGAAGGAUCUCGCCAUCCGUCUGCAAAAGGAGGAAGAGGGUCGCCAGAAGGUGCUUGACGAGGCCAAGAAGAUCGAGGUCAAGGAGGAUACUUCCCUGCCCGAGGCCAAGAAGAUGAAGCUCGAUAACAAGGACGUCCAGCUGCGUGGUGCCGGCACCGACAAGGGCUCGCGCGUCCGUGUCUUCGGUCGUGUCCACCGCUACCGCCAGCAGAAAGGUCUCGUCUUCAUCACCCUCCGUGAUGGCUACGGCUUCAUGCAGUGCAUUCUCCAGGGCGAUCUCGCAAAGUCCUACGAUGCCAUCACCCUCCAGCGUGAGAGCAGCAUGGAGAUUGUCGGUGAACUCGCCCAGGUCCCCGAGGGCGCCCACGCUCCUGACAACCGCGAACUCCACGCCGACUACUUCAAGGUCCUCUUCAAGGCUCCCGGUGGUGACGACGCCAUCACCAACAAGGUCCAAGCCAAGGGUGAUGCUCAGACUCUUCUCGACCUCCGCCAUCUGACCCUCCGUGGUGAGGUCGCUUCCAACGUCAUGUUCGUCCGCGACGCUGUCGAGUUCGCUUUCCACCAGGUCUACCGCGAGGUCCGCUGCCGCAAGGUCUCUCCUCCCGCACUUGUCCAGACCCAGGUCGAAGGCGGUGCUACCCUGUUCAAGUUCGACUACUACGGCGAGCAAGCUUUCCUCACUCAGUCUUCGCAACUCUACCUCGAGACUGUCCUACCCUCCAUGGGCGACGUCUACUGCAUUGAGAAGUCUUUCCGCGCCGAGAAGUCUCUCACCCGCCGCCAUCUUUCCGAGUACACACACGUCGAAGCCGAACUCGACUACAUCACCUUCGACGACCUGCUCGUCCACCUGGAAGAGGUCAUGUGCCGUGUCAUUGAGAUCACCAUGAGCGACCCUAAGAUUGCCGCCAUCAUCAAGGAGCUCAACCCCGAAUUCCAGAUGCCUCAACGCCCCUUCAUGCGCAUGAAGUACUCGGAAGCCAUCGACUGGCUGGUAGAACACAACAUUCCCAACGAGGAGGACCAACCCCACAAGUUCGGUGAUGAUAUCGCUGAAGCUGCCGAGCGCCGCAUGACCGACAUCAUCAACCGCCCCAUCUUCCUGACUCACUUCCCCGUCGAGAUCAAGGCAUUCUACAUGCAAAAGGACAAGGAAGACCGUCGCGUCACCGAGUCUGUUGACUGCUUGAUGCCCGGUGUCGGAGAGAUUGUUGGUGGAAGUAUGAGAAUGGACGACUACGAUGAGUUGAUGGCCGCCUAUGAGCGCGAGGGUAUUGAUCCCAAGCCUUACUACUGGUACACCGACCAACGCAGAUACGGAUCUUCUCCCCAUGGUGGUUACGGUCUUGGUCUCGAGCGUUUCCUGGCUUGGUUGUGCAAGCAGCACACUGUUCGUGACUGCUGUCUCUACCCUCGCUACAUGGGCCGUUGCACUCCUUAGUUGGCUUUCUUCUCGAUCAGCUCACCAAAAAGUGCUGCUUCCAUGACUCUUUACUCAUUUCUGGUGUUGACUGAUUUCAUGGCUGGAUGGGCAUAAGGAGUAGAGUUUGCGAAAAAGCGAAAUGUUACACGAAUGUUCAGAG
Molecule: messenger RNA, 1825 nt
Organism: Aureobasidium pullulans EXF-150
Lineage: Eukaryota; Fungi; Ascomycota; Dothideomycetes; Dothideales; Saccotheciaceae
Product: asparaginyl-tRNA synthetase
Exons: 2
Coding region: 1-1683 (560 amino acids)
Biological process (GO): asparaginyl-tRNA aminoacylation
Cellular component (GO): cytoplasm
Molecular function (GO): asparagine-tRNA ligase activity; nucleic acid binding; ATP binding
Source: RefSeq, a predicted model, not a curated record